AUGACUACGAGAUCUCCUUGGAAGCGUCUACUAUGGUUAAAACAGGAGUAUCCAGAUAACUAUACGGAUCCAAGUUUCAUUGAUCUAAGAGCAAGACAAAAGAUCGAUAGUACCAAGAAGUCUGAUAGAAAAUUAUCAGAAGCCGCACGUUCUCGGAUUAGAUUGGAUUUCAUAAGUUUCUACCAAACCGUAUUGAACACUUCUUUCAUUUACAUUACUUUUACAUAUGUUUAUUAUUAUGGUUGUAAUCCUAUUCCGCCGACUAUUUUCCUUUCAUUCAUAACAUUAAUAAUGUCAAGGACGAAAGUUGACCCUUCAUUAUCGUCAUUCAUGAACAUUAAAUCUUCAUUAAUCAUCACAUUUGCAAUGUUAACCCUUUCUCCAGUCCUUAAGUCUCUUUCUAAGACAACUGCAUCUGAUUCCAUAUGGACAUUGUCCUUUUGGCUAACCCUAUGGUACGUUUUUGUGAUUUCGUCGACAACCUCCAAGCAUAAACCCUCAAACCUUUCCACCAAUAUACUCGUUGCCCUUGUUGCCGUAUUAUCAUCAAGGCUGUCAACUACAAUCGACGUAUUUUGUUUUCUUUUAAUUUCUAUUCAAUUGAAUAUCAUUCUACCCACUUAUUUAUCGGUGACAAGUAAGGUAGUACCAAUAAUUACGAAUGUCAUUGUAUACUCUUUUUUGAACGUGACGCUUGGUUGGAUUUACAUGUUGAUGAUUUUCUUUGUUUCUGUAUUUUAUAUUACUGUUCUACCCAAGUGGUUUAUUUACUGGAAAAUCAACUAUCAUAAACGAGAUAACGAUUUAUUAAGUACGUGGGAUGCAAGAACUCCAAUUCUAGAUUAG
Messenger RNA from Saccharomyces mikatae IFO 1815, 846 nucleotides. It is a transcript of the gene GPI2, whose product is annotated as phosphatidylinositol N-acetylglucosaminyltransferase. Gene Ontology annotation, biological process: GPI anchor biosynthetic process. Gene Ontology annotation, cellular component: membrane; glycosylphosphatidylinositol-N-acetylglucosaminyltransferase (GPI-GnT) complex. Lineage: Eukaryota; Fungi; Ascomycota; Saccharomycetes; Saccharomycetales; Saccharomycetaceae. The record is from RefSeq and is a predicted model, not a curated record. The transcript has a single exon. Bases 1 to 846 code for a protein of 281 amino acids.